Molecule: messenger RNA, 507 nt
Organism: Aspergillus calidoustus
Lineage: Eukaryota; Fungi; Ascomycota; Eurotiomycetes; Eurotiales; Aspergillaceae
Source: the annotation of a GenBank genome assembly
AUGGCGCUCACACCCUCAACGCCGACCGAGCUUCCCUUGCAACCUGGUCCACGGCUGGGCUUGCCGCCGGGACCGUCAAUCUUGCAGGUCUGGUCACCACCUGUCUUCAAUUAUACGAUCAUCGACGCGGGCAAGAAAUUUGGAGUCGAUUACGAGGUUGUCAAGGCGAAAUUGGGCCGAGAACGGAUUCAGCUGCUGCACUGGGGUGAGAAGGUCGGUCUGGUUGCCGACAGCACGAGCGGAAACAAUGCCACGCAACUGGAUUCCCGACUCGGCCAUGCCCGAAUAUCAAUCGCCGUUUGGGAAAUCCUAGGCUGUAUUAAGAUGUUGUUUGAGGAUACAGACACCCUCCGCAAAAAUUAUGGUCUGAAGGUAUCUAAAUCUUCCACCUGCCCGGCCAGUGCAACAGCCGACACCAACACUCUCUGGGUUGCGCUCACAGAGUCGUACAAGAAACUAGCCAAAGUACCCUGCUGGCAGAGUGAAGUUAUCAAGUUUUUGGGAUAA